GUUUUAACUACUUAGUUUUGCGAUGAAAAAAGCCACUUCACUGAAGUUUUUGGUUCCUAAAAAUGUCUUUUUCAACUUUCUGUUUCUUUUUCUGUAGUAAUAGACAUAAGGAGUCGCUGAUCAUUUUGUCCUGAGGGGGGAAUCCACGUGCAUGCUGAUGUAGAUCUGAAUAUCACAUGUUGUUUCUAACAUGUUUGGAGACAUGUCAAAGAAGUGACAACAAGGAAAUGACCCACUUAAAACAAGGGGAGGUGUUUGACCUUUGACCUCCAACCAGCUGGAGAUGGAAACAGACAGCUGACAGUAUACAGUGUCUCAGCUGAAGACGAACUCCUAGCUUUCUUUCUCUGACCGGCCGACCGACAACAUCGUUCAACAUGGACAACACCGACAACCUGGUUCAUCCCAGCGUGGAAGCUGUUUUAAAGAAACUCGAUCCAGAGGACGGCGAGCAGAUCAUGGAGUAUUUUAAAACUCACGCCAUGCUGGCGAGAGAGAAAGCACUGUUGCAGGCGUCGGUCAGAGAUCAGAAGAAGCUGCUGGUGGAAAACAGCAAACUGAAGAAAGACAUCGAGCAGCUGAAGAAUCAGCUGCAGGAAAAACAGAGGCGACGCAUCGCCAAGGCUUUGUUCUCCACGCCUCCUCCAACCCGUAGCCCCGCCCCCACAACGCCAGUCAAUCAACCUCCCUCCACCGCUGGAGCAUCAGCUGCUGUUCCAACAAAUCCUCCUCCCCCCUCCUCUUCCUCCUCACAUGACCGGAGAGAGAGGCAGAGCAGGAGGAAGAGAGGAGAGAGGAAAGCUCGUCCCACCUGUGACUUGCUCUCCUUGGGGGUGGAGCCUCAGGUUGACGUGUCACGACUGGACCUGCGGGUUGGACGGAUCCUCGGCGUCCGCCACCACCCACUGGCCGAGGAGCUGUCUGUCCAGGAAGUGGACGUAGGGGAAAGCGCCGCCCGAACUGUCGUCAGCAAACUGGGAGAGAAAACAGACCUAGAGGAGCUCCAGGGCGGUCUAGCUGUCUUGUUAUGCAAUGUCAAGGCCUGUAAACUGAAGGGCGUGGUCUCUCAGGCCCGCCUCCUAUGUUGCUCCGCCCCUGAUGACAGCACUGAGCUGCUGGUACCGCCCACAGGCUCCACCCCCGGAGACAGAGUUACCUUCCUCAACUACCCCGGUGACCCGGACAGAGAGCUGCAGUCCAAGCAGAGGGUUUGGGAGCUCCUUCAGCCCGACCUGCAGGUCGACAGCCGGGGCGUGGCGAACUAUAAAGGCUGCGGGUUUGAGGUGAAGGGGAAGGGGCUGUGCAGGGCCCCCUCCCUCACCAACUGCACCAUCAGAUAGACGCAGCGAGGGGCCAUCGCACAGGACAUGCCGAAGACAUAAUGUGCACCAGUGUACUUUUAUUGUGAAAAUCAUGCUCUGCUGUGGCUAAGCAACCACAAAAAUCAGCUGCUGACAAACACUUAGCUAGUUAGUAGUUGUUAUCUUACAGUUGCAUCGCUGUUGUUUAUUGAUUAAAAGGUCAGUUGAU
Molecule: messenger RNA, 1530 nt
Organism: Micropterus dolomieu (smallmouth bass)
Lineage: Eukaryota; Metazoa; Chordata; Actinopteri; Centrarchiformes; Centrarchidae
Product: aminoacyl tRNA synthase complex-interacting multifunctional protein 1-like
Exons: 9
Coding region: 378-1340 (320 amino acids)
Molecular function (GO): tRNA binding
Source: RefSeq, a predicted model, not a curated record